Molecule: messenger RNA, 2204 nt
Organism: Ectocarpus siliculosus
Lineage: Eukaryota; Phaeophyceae; Ectocarpales; Ectocarpaceae
Source: the annotation of a GenBank genome assembly
ACCACUGAGCUCGAACUUUCACCCUGUACCCUGCACGAGUAGGGCAUGCUCUAGGCCACGUUCUCUGGUUCCAAGAUUCACGACUAACAUUUUCGUGCCCUUCAGUCCGGUGGACCUAGCCGAAGAACUGAACCUCACAGGUGGAAGAGUAAGAACAACCGACAGCAGCAGCUGCAAGGAGAGGAGUCUACGCAGUGACCUUCUCCGCUGCAGCACCUACCAUCAGCCCAGAAGGCGCUAUCUUCGCGUGGAGAGCCAACCCCACUCCGAUGGUGGAGCCCUCGUCAGCGCCUCGAGAUCUCGACUCGACUGGCGCGGCGGCGGCGGCGUCUCGCUCGGAUCUAACCUUGCGAAGACGCAACAAGGAUAACAGCAACGCCGGUAGCGUAGUAGAGCCCUCGCCGGCGCCUCGAGGCCUCGACUCGACGGGCGCCGCGUCUCGCCCGGAAGCCUCCGGUAGACGCAAAGACAAGGGUGGCAGCAGCAGCAACAACACCGCCCCUACGCAGCGCCCCAGAACGCAAGCAGCAACGGACGCGACUUCGAGCUCCGCUGCUCCUGUUGCCGCCAGCAACAACAACAAACUUCGGACCCCGCUGGAGCGCUACCUGCUGCUGUCUGUCAUGCUGGUGGCGGCGGGCCUGGGCGUCCGGUUCCUGUGGCGGCAGCUCGCCGGCCUGGUCGGCGCGGCGCUCAUCCUCUCCGCCGCCCGCCGCUGGAGCGGCGCCCCCGCUGUAAGAAAGCCUCCUCCCGAUGCUCCUCCUUCCGCUGCCGCUCUUGGUGCUCCCGUCAGCGGCGGCGACCAGACGGUCGAGGCGACGGCAUCAUCUGCCGCAGACUGUGAAACGGCUGGGGACAGGGGGGGCGCCGCCGCCGCCGCCGGAGGCGAGGAGACGGGAAGAAGGGAAGGGGAUGUUGUCGGGGAUGGAGGAGGGACGUGUUUCGCGGACGCUCCCGCGGAGUUGCGGCGGUUCUGGAAGGAUGGGGGCCCCGGGUGUCAGUUCCUCGUCAGGGGACCGAAGUACAUCUCGGACAGGAAAAAGAUUCCCGCGGGUCCUGCGGCAAUGCGUCUGGUUCACGUAGACUUCUUCUCGGUGGAGGGGGAAGUGUUCCACGUGGCUUCGAAGGGCAGGUGCCGAGAUCGCGUGUCCGCAUUCCUGAAGAGCUACGAGGACAAGGGCGAGGCCGCCCCGUUCCUCUUCAUCCUCAACAUCCUGGUGCCCGGCAACCCCGUCGUGGCCACCGUAAUGUACUUGGCCCUGGAUCAGACUACUCAGCGGAGGGACGGGGUUGGUCUCGGCGAGGAGGGGGUUUCUUCCCCCGUACCCGCGGGCGGCGGCGAUAGCGCUCGCCACGACACGUUUCUUGCGAUGCUUGCGAGGUACGCUGAGGUGCCCGGAUCGGGCUACAAUAAGCUCGAACGCACCCGUUCUCCUUCCUCCCCUUCUCCCCCUCCUUGUAUUUCUAUUUCCUCCUCCUCUUCCUCGCCCCUUGCUCCGACGGCGGCGAGCACCAGCGUUUCCUCCUCCUCUUCUGCCUCCCCGCCCCCGUUGUCCUCCUGCGCACCCCCACCAACCCCGUCGCCUCACCCACGAGAAGAAGAGCGACAGCCGCGGCAGGAGGAAGAUGCUUCUUCUUCUUCUUCUUCUUCUUCGCCCCUUCCCCUUGCUGGGGUGGCCGGGCUUGAGGGGGGAAACGGACCGCCGGCGGCCGAGGGAGCUGCGGGUGCUGGCGCAGAGGCGUUGUCGACAGGGGCGGCGUCGCGCGGAGGGGGUCUGGGCGGGGCGCCCGCGGAUCGCAACAGCGACCCCGCGGGGCUGUUGCCCGUGGAUGACUUCCGGAACCAGCGGUUCAAGCUGAUACCGAGCGUGGUCUCCGGGCCGUUUAUCGUCCGCAAGGCCGUGGGAAACAAACCCGCACUGCUGGGGCGCAAGGUCAGCCAGAGGUACUUCCGGGGGCCCGGCUACGUGGAGACGGACGUUGACGUUGGGAGCUCGAUGAUCGCCGAGAAGAUAGUGUCGCUGUGCAGGGGUUACGCGAAAGCUCUCACGGUGGAGCUCGGGAUUUGCCUGGAAGGAAGGUGCGACGAGGAGCUCCCCGAGACAGUAAUGGGCGUGAUUCGCCUGGUCAACGUCGACAUCGACAUGGCCGAACCGCUUCACCGGAGUCCCUCGUCACCUAGGGGGAGGGGAAGGGGGCGAUAG